Brassica oleracea var. oleracea is the source of this 1145-nucleotide messenger RNA. RefSeq names its product probable aldo-keto reductase 1. NCBI's taxonomy places the organism in Eukaryota, Viridiplantae, Streptophyta, Magnoliopsida, Brassicales, Brassicaceae. The record is from RefSeq and is a predicted model, not a curated record. Gene Ontology annotation, cellular component: cytoplasm.
GCAGCUUAUACCAUUAGACUAACGUGAAUCAUUCGUAUACAAAUACAAAAGCAAACCUUUUUUAGACAAAUCAAAAUAGAACACGUUAACAAGACUUUUAUAUUCCUUGUUUGACAUAUUGGAUUAGUUCUUGAAGCCAUUUCAAGGCUUGUAAAUCCACUCUUAUAAAUCCCUCCUGAAACAGCUUUCAAAUUUAAAGAGUCUCUCUAUCUCCAGAGAUCAAUUAAUCAAUCAAUGGCGGCUGCUGGUGAAGUGCGGAGGAUCAAGCUAGGAAACCAAGGUUUUGAAGUAUCAGCGCAAGGUCUUGGUUGUAUGGGACUUUCCAUCUCGGACGGAGCUGACAAGUUGGAAGCAGAUCACAUUGCUCUCAUUCACCAUGCCAUCAACUCUGGCAUCACGCUCCUAGACACCUCUGACGUCUACGGUCCCGAGAUCAACGAGUUGCUUUUGGGAAAGGUUCACAUUGUGAUUUCAAAGAUGGGAGAGCUGAAGAAGCUGGUUGAAUAGGGUAAGAUAAAGUACAUUGGUCUCUCUGAAGCCUCUGCUUCGACUAUAAGGAGAGCUCAUGCUGUUCACCCGCUCACCGCCGUGCAGCUAGAAUGGUCUUUAUGGUCCAGAGAUGUUGAAGAAGAUAUCAUUCCUACUUGCAGGGAACUUGGGAUUGGAAUUGUAGCUUACAGUCCUCUGGGACUAGGCUUCUUUGCUAAAGGGCCAAAGCUCAUUGAGAAUAUAGACAAUGCUAACUACAGAAAGGGCUUACCGAGAUUCCAACAAGAGAACUAAGACCACAACAAGAUUCUCUAUGAGAAGGUAAAUGCAAUGGCGGAAAAGAAAAGCUGCACUCCUGUACAACUAGCACUCGCAUGGGUUCACAACCAAGGAGAUGAUGUCUGCCCCUUUCCAGGAACCUCCAAGAUCAAAAACCUUAAUCAGAACAUUGGAGCUUUAUCUGUGAAACUCACAAGCCAAGAGAUGGCUGAGCUUGAAGCCAUGGGACGUCCAGAUUCUGUGAAAGGGGAAAGAUCAGCUACUUAUAUAGUUACCUACAAGAACUCUGAAACUCCACCCUUGUCUUCUUGGAAAACUGCAUAAACCGGCUGUAAUAGUUUCCUCUGCCACCUUGCUAAGCUGUGUUAUGAGUUACA